GGGAUACCUUCUCAGUCCAACACAUCCUAUUGCAGUCUCCUAGAAAUAAAGAUAUAAAUACCUCGGCUUCAAGUCUACCGCAACUGAAUGAACCUCUCCCUCCACAUCACCAGCUAAAGUCAUUCAACUACAGCGAUGGAUCAGUAUAACACGAAAGAGGAUGUCCGUAAGUUAAGCAUCGUCGACCCCGAGCUCGAAGAAGUUCUUCAACAUAGCCCACCAUUUGCAAUGGACUUUUCAUCACCCGUGGAGCAAAUGCGCCAAAUAGUUUCGGCAAUGGAGAAGACCGCAUACGAGUCCUGUCCAACAUUUGACACCCAGGAAACUGUGAUUGAUAUCCCGAUGCGUGAUGGGUAUCAGAGCAACCUUCACAUUGUCAAGCCAGGAAACUCAUCCGGGGCAAACCCUGUGGUGGUUCUUAUAUUUGGUGGAGCUUUUGUGAUGGGUACAAAUAUCCAAUCGAUUGUCUGGGCCCGCGCAAUCGCAUCUCUGUACGGUGCUACUGUGGUACAACCCUCCUAUCGGCUAGCACCAGAGCAUAAAUUCCCGACGGCCCCGAAUGACAUAUGGGAUAGUGUGCAAUGGAUCGCUGCCAAUGCACCCGCGCUUGAUGCAGACUUGACCAAAGGAUUUGUGAUUGGUGGUGGAUCAGCAGGCGGAAACCUUGCAAUUGUCACAGCACAUCGUUCCGUAAAAGAGAAGCUCUCUCCGCCCAUCACAGGCGUUUUGGCCAGUAUUCCAGUAUGCAUGAGCCAAGAGACUGUCCCAGAAAAACACAAGGACCUUUGGGUAUCUCGGGAGCAAAACGCCUAUGCGCCGGGAAAUCCUGGUCUCGAUUCAAAAUCUAUUGGGGGAUAUGAGGCUCUCUACCAGCAGGAUUUCAAGUCAGAGGACUUUUCGCCCUUUAACUCGACCGUACCAUUCUCGGCUCUUCCACGAACGUAUGUUCAGGUCGCAGGGCUAGAUAUUCUCCGCGACGACGGCAUUGUUUAUGCAAGGGUUCUGAGUGAGAAUGGUGUUGAGGUGAAACUGGAUGCCUACCCUGGCAUGCCACAUGGCCAUUUUAAUUUAUGGCCACGCCUGAAGCAGUCAAUCAAGUCUCAAGAGGAUACUAUAUGGCAUGCGGGAUGGCUUUUGGGUCGCCAGGUGCCCAGGGAAAGGGUGGAAGAGCUUGUAGCGGUGAUUGUGAAAUAAUAUGUUUUGGAUAGUUGUAGAAUAUCAACUUUUCAAUUCAUUAUGUCUUAAACCUGGGGCCGUAAUGGUAAAUCGACUGGAAAAAAGAGUCUGGAAAGGAAGGGAAUGUGCCAGUUUCGAGAUUGUCAAGGCAAAGUACAAUAGUAGAUUAUAAGGUAUUUCCAUCUAAUGGAGAAGAUUCGAGAAUAUAUAUUCAAAUUGACUAUGUUUAGAUCUUUGUAAUGUCUCAAUUCUACUAGUUUUGGUGGUUA
Messenger RNA from Aspergillus pseudotamarii, 1445 nucleotides. RefSeq names its product alpha/beta hydrolase. The coding region runs from base 136 to 1194 and encodes 352 amino acids. Gene Ontology annotation, molecular function: hydrolase activity. Lineage: Eukaryota; Fungi; Ascomycota; Eurotiomycetes; Eurotiales; Aspergillaceae. The record is from RefSeq and is a predicted model, not a curated record. The transcript has 2 exons.